AUGGAUGGAGAUGGUUUUUUGUCGGACAUUCUUCUCGAUGGACGUGAUGCUGAAGUUGGAGGCUUGUACGACCUCACCAUUCCUAUGACACAAGACACUCAAGAAGUCGAUGCGCAAGUGCAUCCAAGUCGCAGUACAAGUAAGGGAUCGAAAAGGUCAAAAAAAUUUCAUUGGAAGGAAGACGAAGUUGUAUGCGCCGCCUGGUUGUACGUUAGCAAAGACCCCAUCAACGGGGCCAAUCAAGCUCGUGGCACAUUUUGGGGUAGAGUACGUGCAUACUUUGAGGACCACAAGGAAACCGAAGCUGUGCGGACAGAGAGUUCGAUUAUGCAUAGGUGGCUUACAAUUCAGCAUCAAGUGAACAAGUAUUGUGACUGCUACGAGGCGGUUGAGCGUAGGAAUCAGAGUGGACAAACUAUUCAAGACAAGAUUUUAGAAGCAUCAAAGAUGUACACCGGAUUAGACAAGGACAAAAAGCAAUUUACUCUUCUACCUUGUUGGAACAUAUUGAAGGAAGAAGACAAGUGGAAAGCCAAGAGGAUUGAAAUUGCUGAGAUGGAUAAACAAGCAGCAACCAACAAAAAACAGAAGUCCACAAAGGUGUCUAGGCCAAGAGAUGAAAAAGGCACCAGCAAUCAACAAGGUAAAGAUGAUGUUCCUCAAGAAACCCAAGCAAGGAAAAGGGCAGAUGGGAUAAAAAAGGCAAAAGAAAAUCUUUGGCGAGGAGGUGGGGAAGCUUGCUUGGCUGCGUUGGACACGAUGUGGGCAAAGAAGGAGGUUUCUGACAAGGAAAAAGAGAAAGCAAAACAGGAGAGGUUCAUGGCGUCAAUUGAGCUAGAUAAGGAAGCACUGGAGCUAGAGAAGAAGCGCGCAGCAACUGAAGAGAAAAGAGCUGAAGCGGAGUUGAUCAAACAGGAGAAAGAAAUUAUGUUUGCGGACACGACCUCCCUCAACCCGCUGCAGCGUGAAUGGCUUGAGACGAUGCAGAAGGAGAUUGUUGCUAGGCGUGUUGCAAAAUAA
This is a messenger RNA of Miscanthus lutarioriparius, 1020 nucleotides long. The record is from the annotation of a GenBank genome assembly. NCBI's taxonomy places the organism in Eukaryota, Viridiplantae, Streptophyta, Magnoliopsida, Poales, Poaceae.